Messenger RNA from Diachasmimorpha longicaudata, 960 nucleotides. RefSeq lists its product as uncharacterized. NCBI's taxonomy places the organism in Eukaryota, Metazoa, Arthropoda, Insecta, Hymenoptera, Braconidae. The transcript is spliced from 2 exons. The record is from RefSeq and is a predicted model, not a curated record. Bases 1 to 885 code for a protein of 294 amino acids.
AUGCUCAUCACAGCCAUUGUCAAUGUCACAAACAAGAACAAAGGGCUGAUCCGCACAAGAAUUUUAUUAGACACCUGUUCAACAACUAACUUCAUGACAGAAAGGCUCGCCAAUAAGCUCAAGCUAGAAAAGAGAGAAUACUCAAUUCCAGUGGGUGGUAUUAAUGGAUUGACCACAUACACCAAACAUCAAGUGAUGACAACGAUUAAAUCUACCACAAGUAAAUAUGAAAAAACUUUAACUUUCCUCACGAUUCCCAACAUCACAGACUUGGUUCCAGCACAGCCUCUUCCACGAGAAACGUUGGUAUUUCCAAAAAAUCUGAAAUUAGCUGAUCCCACUUUUUACCUCCCGGGACCAAUCGAGAUGUUGCUCGGAUCAGGCCCUACGCUAGCAUUACUCUGUGUUGGACAAUACAUACUCCCGCCUGAUUUAUACCUCCAAAAAACCCAACUUGGAUGGAUCGUUGGGGGCAGCAGUGCAACGUCACAUCACGACUCAACUCAACAAACAUUUUGUAUCUCAACUGAUUUUGAUCUGGAGAAUUUCUGGAAAUUGGAAGAGGUACCAAAAAAGACGUUUUUAUCUUCAGAGGAACUAUUGGCAGAACAACACUACGUCAAGAAUUUUCGGAGAGACACAACAGGUCGCUACAUCGUGGCUCUCACAUUUAAACCAGGCGCUCCUCAUUUAAGCUCGUCCAGAGAACUGGCCCAGAAACGAUUAAGAUCCCUCGAACGCAAAUUUCAUCAUCAACCUCAGCUAAAGCAACAAUACACGGAAGUCCUUUCUGAAUACUUGGAACUCGGUCAAAUGACGAAGUGUGCGAGUGAACAGUCAGCAACGAUGACGGGGGAGGAUUUUAUCUACCUCAUCAUGCAGUGAUAAAGGAGAUCAGCCUGACUACCAAGGUCCGGGUAGUAUUCGACGGCUCAGCCAGCAGCUCAGACGGGAUUUCAC